Cyanidioschyzon merolae strain 10D is the source of this 1116-nucleotide messenger RNA. Its product is annotated as threonine 3-dehydrogenas. NCBI's taxonomy places the organism in Eukaryota, Rhodophyta, Bangiophyceae, Cyanidiales, Cyanidiaceae. The record is from RefSeq and is a predicted model, not a curated record. Bases 1 to 1116 code for a protein of 371 amino acids. The transcript has a single exon. Gene Ontology annotation, molecular function: zinc ion binding; oxidoreductase activity.
AUGUCUGUCGGAAGGUUUAUGCGAGCGCUGGUGAAAAAGGCUCCAAAGGCCGGUCUUGAGUGGGUUGAGAAUCAACCAGUCCCGCCUGUUGGUCCCAAUGACGUGCUCAUUCGCGUGACGCACGCCUCAAUCUGCGGGACGGACCUUCACAUCUACAAGUAUGACGCUUGGGCACAGCGAACGAUUCCAAUUCCUCUCGUUGUGGGUCACGAGUACGUCGGGCGUGUCGCUGCGCUCGGUGAUCAAGUGGCACAAAAAGUACCGCUGCGCGUUGGCGACCGGGUCACUGGAGAAGGUCACGUGACCUGUGGCUUCUGCCGAAACUGCCGAGCGGGUCGCCAACACCUCUGCCGAAAUACGCUCGGCGUAGGCGUGAAUCGUGACGGCGCAUUUGCAGAUUAUGUUGCAGUGCCAGCGCGGAAUGUUGUCCGACUACCUGACCGUAUCCCGGAUAUCUGGGGUGCUGUCAUGGACCCGUUGGGAAACGCUGUACAUACGGCACUGGCGAAUGACCUGGUUGGAGAGGAUGUUUUGAUUACGGGCGCUGGACCCAUAGGGAUGAUGGCAGCCGGAAUCUGCCGCCACGUCGGGGCACGGCACAUCGUCGUAACAGACGUACGUGAUGAGCGCCUCUCACUAGCGCAAAAAUGCGGUGCGACGCUGGCGAUCAAUACGAGCCAGGGCAAGCCGGCUACUGGUCUAGGCAUGGAAGAUGACUCCAAGCAUACGGAGCAUCUGCUUCGCGAUGCGAUGAAACAGCUAGGUAUGACCGAAGGUUUCGAUGUAGGUCUCGAGAUGAGCGGGGUGCCGUCUGCUUUCCGGAGCAUGCUGGCGACGAUGAAUCACGGAGGUCGUAUUGCACUCCUCGGGAUACCGAGUGAGUCUUUUCCCAUUAAUUGGGAUGACGUUGUUUUCAAGGGGCUCUCCAUUAAGGGAAUUUACGGGCGCGAGAUGUUUGAGACCUGGUACCGGAUGAUCAACAUGCUGGUGGGCGGCCUCAUGGAACGCAUCCAACCGGUGCUGACGCAUCGCUUUCCGGCGCACGAGUACGAGGAAGCGUUCAAAGUCGCAGGCAGCGGAACUGCCGGCAAGGUCGUCCUCGAGUGGGAGAAGUAG